This is a messenger RNA of Coccidioides posadasii C735 delta SOWgp, 627 nucleotides long. RefSeq lists its product as uncharacterized. NCBI's taxonomy places the organism in Eukaryota, Fungi, Ascomycota, Eurotiomycetes, Onygenales, Onygenaceae. The record is from RefSeq and is a predicted model, not a curated record. Gene Ontology annotation, biological process: iron-sulfur cluster assembly.
AUGCAGAACGUCAAUCCUACGAUUAUCAACGCCGCAGAUCUACCAAGGCGUGAGUCUGUUACAAAGACGACGGCUCCAUCUCGCAAAGCAGAUGUGUUUGAUGGCACAAUCUUCGCGAGUAGCAAUCUUGCGACGCGACCUUGGGAGGACGACCCGUUUUCUACAUAUCUCGAUAAGUCAAACAGUGAAACAGAGAGCGUAGGGGAACUUGAAGAUGAUUCGGAAGAGCCGAUUGAUGAGCAGGAAAUCUAUGACCUAAUAUCUACCAUAUCUGAUCCUGAACACCCAAUAUCUCUCGGCGAACUUGCUGUAGUAUCACUUCCAGACAUUUCCAUUACCCCAGCACUUCCCAGUGACCCUUCGUCACCCCUUAAGAAAGUUACCGUACUAGUUACGCCCACCAUCACACAUUGCAGUCUGGCCACUGUGAUUGGGCUUGGGGUGCGUGUGAGACUUGAACAGAGCUUGCCAUCACGGUUUAGAGUUGAUGUGCGGAUCAAAGAGGGCACGCAUAGCACCGCCGAGGAAGUGAAUAAGCAGCUAGCGGAUAAGGAGAGAGUUGCAGCCGCUGCGGAGAAUUCAACGCUAAUGAGCGUAAUCGAAAAAAUGUUGGAGACUUGCAAAUAA